UGGCCGAGCGCGGGAAAAUCAGUUCUAUUCCACUUACGUAUCGCGCUGCAUGGCUGACGUGACGCGCUCCGGUCGUCGUUCGAAUUUCGAAUAAGUGUUUUUUUUAUUGAAGUGAAGUUUAGUGACGACGAUUUAUUAUUUAAACAGUUUUCCAAAUAUUUGUGAAUUAUUGUGCACGAGCUGGAAUCACUUAAGUAUGGCGAAGGCGCGGCCGUACCUCGAGUUAUCGGAGUGGAUAUAAAAUGAAAAUCGCAGCAUCCGCAGAUUACGACGAAACAGCACAUCGAUAAAAUGGCGCUCAGAAAUUCCAUAUCCACGCUCGCGACAGUAUUAAUAUGCAACCUCUGCUUCGGCAGUCACGAGACGCUCACUAGUAAUCAGAACUUAAACUUAGAUAGAGAUAUAGAAAACAAUUUUCAGGUAAAAGAUAAAUUUAUAUACGACAGAUAUAAAAGAAACGUGAACGUAACGAACGACUUGCUGCAUGACGUGAAUCAUGGGGCGAGAAAUAACGUGGACAAGUAUUUGUUCGACAAAGACAAGAUGGUGGCGAACAGAUCGGAGGAGGUGGAAGCCACGACCGAAUACUACGGCUAUAAUUCGACGGAAGAUGACUGUGUCGGUGAUAGAGAGUAUUGCAACAUGACCAGAGAGGAGUAUUUUGAAAUGUUAGAUGACUAUAUUUACCCACAAAAGUUUGAGUGGGUCCUAAUAGGGACUCACGCUAUAGUAUUCGUGAUCGGCCUGAUAGGGAACGCUCUAGUUUGUAUAGCGGUGUACAGGAAUCAUUCCAUGAGGACGGUUACGAACUACUUCAUAGUGAAUCUAGCGGUGGCGGACUUUAUGGUGAUCCUUAUAUGCUUACCACCGACAGUGUUGUGGGAUGUGACGGAAACGUGGUUUUUUGGUGAAGCGAUGUGCAGAAUAGUCUUGUACUUUCAGUCGGUGUCCGUGACAGUAUCGGUGCUAACACUGACCUUCAUCUCCAUCGACCGCUGGUACGCCAUCUGCUUCCCGCUCAAGUUCAAGUCCACGACAAGCAGGGCCAAGACAGCUAUAUUCAUCAUCUGGAUAAUCUCUCUGUUGUUCAACAUACCGGAGUUGGUGGUGCUCGAAGUGAAAACAAGAGACGACCUCCGCUUCAACGCUCCGUAUUUAAUGCAGUGCACCCCGACCUGGUCGUACGAAAGUGAUCUCAAAUGGCACAUCAUAAAGGCGCUUUUCCUAUACACGUUGCCACUGUUCCUGAUGAUGAUCGCGUACUGCCAGAUCGUGCGAGUGCUGUGGCGGUCGGACAACAUCCCCGGGCACACGGAGUCGCACAAGCUGUGCCAGACCGGACAGACAAACUGGCUAGCGGCAAACCGGCGCACCACUCCGUCGAUCCACGCGAAUGCGUCGACGGAGGGGCAGCUGCGGUCGCGGCGCAAGGCGGCCAAGAUGCUGGUCGCCGUCGUCGUCAUGUUCGCCGUCUGCUACUUCCCUGUCCACCUGCUGUCUGUACUCAGGGUAGUGUAUGCGCUGCGACAGAGCGAGGUGAUGACGUGCAUCUCGCUCAUUUCCCACGUGAUGUGCUACGCCAACUCCGCCGUCAACCCCCUCAUCUACAACUUCAUGAGCGGUAAAUUUCGGCGGGAGUUUCAUCGGUCCUACUUCAAAUGCUUAUGCUGCUGCCAUUGCUGCGCGCCACCGGAGCAGAACGGAACCUCUUUUGCGCCCAUAGGCAGCUCCCGGGCCGGCACCACCCGGACCGUGGUGCGGCGCAACGACUCCUGCAUCAGCUACCGGCUCGCGCACCUCUCGCCCUCCAACCACAACAGCAUACACCGCGACGCCAGCAGAAACAUCAACACCUCCUUCAUCGAGCACGUCAACGGCCGGCGGAAGAUGAGGGACGACUCCAUCAGCGACUCCGCCCGGUUCACGCUCACCACGGACGGCCGGGAUUGACGGUUGGGUAAGGAUCUGCUAGUGUGCUCUGAUCUCCGGCACCGCGCGGACAUCGACUACGUCGCGAGAAGCACGAACAGCAUCGAUUGUAAGCCCUAUUACGACUGCUUUAAGGUCCCUAAUCGCGGGGAGCCCCACGCCUGCGUCGAUAGGAUCGAGGCGGAGAGGCACAGCGACACGUACACCGACUACCGCGAGUGCGAUAACGAACUCAGUGAGUUGUUCAUGAUCGACGACGAGACGAAAAACGGAAUUAAAUUCAAAUUCAAUCGCAGCCUCAACAGCUGUCAGUUGAAGAACAAAAGGAAAGUUAAUACGAUGUUUUAAUAUCGAUGUUCAAUUCAAUAGAAAUCGCUAUCGUUCAAAGUCACUGUAAAAUAAUUCAUGGAUGUAUGUAGAGCACUGUUGCUAAUUGUGUACCAUAUCAAAAUUGUCAAUGCAUGGAUCCUGUUUGAGUCAAUGUUGUAAAAUACUAAGAUUUUGACU
Messenger RNA from Aricia agestis (brown argus), 2436 nucleotides. It is a transcript of the gene NGR-A5, whose product is annotated as orexin receptor type 1-like. Gene Ontology annotation, biological process: feeding behavior; G protein-coupled receptor signaling pathway. NCBI's taxonomy places the organism in Eukaryota, Metazoa, Arthropoda, Insecta, Lepidoptera, Lycaenidae. The record is from RefSeq and is a predicted model, not a curated record. The transcript has 8 exons. Gene Ontology annotation, cellular component: membrane. Bases 292 to 1950 code for a protein of 552 amino acids. Gene Ontology annotation, molecular function: orexin receptor activity.